UUAACUAAGUUUAAUCUUUUUUUUAAUAAUUUCAGAUGCCAAUCUUUGAAAUUAAUGAACAUGUAAAAAGUACGUCAUGUAAGUUUGGAAAAUCCUGGGAGGAUUUGAGCUACCAAGUAGUUGGUAGAAACAAAAUAAAUGAAGUCACAGCCACGAGUCGCCACUAUGUUGACCGGCUUUUCGACCCCGACCCACAGAAUGUGCUGCAAGGAGUCAUUGACAUGAAGAAUGCUGUCAUCGGAAACAACAAACAAAAAGCUAACUUGAUUGUUUUGGGAGCUGUGCCGAGACUGCUUUAUCUUCUCCAGCAGAGUUCAUCCAGUCUGGAGUUAAGGACUGAAUGUGCGGUGGUGUUGGGCAGUCUGGCCAUGGGCACAGAGAACAACAUCAAGUCCCUGGUGGACUGUCACAUCAUCCCGGCCCUGCUGCAAGGUCUCUUGUGUUCUGAGCUGAUCUUCAUUGAAGCAUGUCUGCGCUGUUUAAGAACUGUUUUCAUCAGUCCAGUAACACCAGUGCAGCUGUUAUACACAGACCUCACUGUGAUCCCCCACCUCAUGUCUCUGCUAAGCCGAUCACAGCACACGCAGGAAUACAUCACGCAAAUCUUUGCUCACUGCUGCAAGACUCCAGAACAUCAGACAGUUUUGUUCAACCACGCUGCCAUCCAGAACAUUGCUCCUCUGCUCAUCUCUCCAUCCUAUAAGGUACGAAUGCAGGCGUUAAAGUGUUUCUCAGUCUUGGCCUAUGAGAACACUCAGGUGUCCAUGACACUGGUGAAUGUGCUAGUAGAUGGAGAGCAGCUCUCUCAGGUUUUUGUCAGAAUGAUGCAAAGGGACAAACCCAUAGAAAUGCAACUUACAGCUGCCAAAUGUUUAACAUACAUGUGUCGAGCAGGAGCCAUCAGGACAGAUGACAACUGUAUUGUACUAAAGACUCUGCCGUGUCUGGUGCGGAUGUGCAGUAAAGAACGGUUACUAGAGGAGCGGGUGGAGGGGGCGGAGACGCUGGCCUACCUGAUGGAGCCGGACAUAGAACUGCAGCGGAUCGCCAGUGUCACUGACCAUCUUGUAUCCAUGCUGGCCGAUUACUUCAAAUACCCCAGCUCUGUCAGCGCCAUCAAUGAUUUUAAAAGGUUGGAUCAUGACCUGAAACAUGCACAUGAGCUCAGACAGGCAGCGUUCAAACUCUACGCCUCGCUGGGGUCCAACGACGAGGACAUCAGGAAAAAAAUCACAGAGACGGAGAACAUGAUGGACAGGAUUGUUAGCGGCCUAUCAGAAUCCAGUAUCAAAGUACGGUUAGCAGCAGUCAGAUGCUUGCACAGUUUAUCGCGAUCCGUACAACAGCUAAGAACGAGUUUCCACGAUCACGCAGUAUGGAAACCGCUAAUGAAGUUAUUACAGAACGCACCAGAUGAGGUGCUGGUGAUGGCCUCUUCAACACUAUGCAACUUACUUCUGGAGUUUUCCCCCAGCAAAGAGCCUAUCUUAGAGUCUGGGGUCAUUGAGUUACUAUGCAGCCUCACACAAAGUGACAGUCCAGCGCUGAGGGUCAAUGGCAUCUGGGCUCUCAUGAACAUGGCGUUCCAGGCAGAUCAGAAGGUAAAGGUGGAGAUUGUUCGCGCACUGGGCACAGAACAGCUGUUUAGACUCUUAUCUGACCCUGAUACCAAUGUGCUCAUGAAAACACUGGGGCUGCUUCGAAACCUGCUCUCUACCAGACCACAUAUAGACCAGAUCAUGAGCUCACAUGGAAAGCAGAUAAUGCAAGCGGUCACUCUUAUCCUGGAGGGAGAACACAGCAUAGAGGUCAAAGAGCAGACUUUGUGCAUAUUGGCCAACAUCGCUGAUGGAAACACUGCCAAGGAACUCAUUAUGACUAAUGACGAUAUGCUCCAAAAAAUCAAAUAUUAUAUGGGUCACUCCAAUGUGAAGCUGCAGUUGGCCGCCACCUUCUGCAUCUCCAACCUCAUCUGGAAUGAGGAAGAUGGCUCACAGGAGAGACAAGACAAACUGAGGGAGAUGGGCUUUGUUGAUAUCUUACACAAACUCACCCAGGUGUCAGAUCCCAACCUCUGUGACAGGGCAAAAACAGCAAUGCAGCAGUACUUGGCAUGACCUCGGAGGACGGUGCGACGUGCCCUAACAACUCCAGGAGCAUCUCCUGUGCUUUUGUUUUAGAUUUGCAUUUCUUUUUUGCUCUUCCCAUUUUGUUUCGUUGCACAAGACACCUUUUGUUGUGGAGACUCCCCAAACAACUCAAAUCAGAGACUCGGUUGCCAGGGGCCACAGCACCGUUUGGGCUUUCAGCUACUUUGGCUUAAUGUUUUCUGCUGAUCUCUUGGGACUAUUUUUGUUUGUUUGUUUGUUUGUUUUGGACUUAACGUGAAGGAAAACUUCCUCAGUGUGUUGCAGCGCCACCUGGUGGUUUGGAGACUUGGACGCUUUGGACUCCCUUAGGAGAAAGCUGACUGACCUCUCAGUGCUAAGCUUAUAGGAGCUCAGUCUCCUUAUUUUGGUUUGCUGAUUUACUAUUGAUGAUAUUAUUAUAACAAUUAUUGUUAUUAUUAUUUUAAUUUGGACACAAGGAGAGGUUAGAAAAAAGACUGUUUUUUUUGUCGAUACAUACCUCGUAAAUAUAUAUAUAUAUAAAUAUAAAUAUAUUUUUGGGAUUUUUAAUUUACCCUUUCAGGUUGUUUUUCCCCUUUGUAUUUUCCUCUGUGUAAUAUAGGCUAAUUUGGGUAUAUGUGGAGAGGCAGCAUGUUGGGUUAUAUACCCGCACAGAGCAUUUAAUAGAAACUAUUCAACCCCCGAAAAGUUUGUUUGCUUUAUCACUGGAUAAUAUUUUUUACUCCCUCCCUUUACAAAAAUGAAUCUCACAAAACCUCAUCAUAACACCAUCUUUAUGAAGCUCAAUAGUGAAUGUUUCCACUCAAAUAUAUGCAGGCCUCUGCCAUGGAGCA
Triplophysa rosa is the source of this 2962-nucleotide messenger RNA. It is a transcript of the gene armc8, whose product is annotated as armadillo repeat containing 8. NCBI's taxonomy places the organism in Eukaryota, Metazoa, Chordata, Actinopteri, Cypriniformes, Nemacheilidae. Gene Ontology annotation, cellular component: GID complex. Bases 36 to 2117 code for a protein of 693 amino acids. The transcript has 22 exons. Gene Ontology annotation, biological process: proteasome-mediated ubiquitin-dependent protein catabolic process. The record is from RefSeq and is a predicted model, not a curated record. Gene Ontology annotation, molecular function: protein binding.